Molecule: messenger RNA, 456 nt
Organism: Funneliformis mosseae
Lineage: Eukaryota; Fungi; Glomeromycota; Glomeromycetes; Glomerales; Glomeraceae
Source: the annotation of a GenBank genome assembly
AUGUCUAGAGCAGUUCUCAUUCAAGCUAUCGGAAAUGCAAAACUUUUUUGGACAGCAAGCAACGCAACUAACAAAAUUACGCUACGCCUGCGAGGUGAAGAAAAUCAAUCCUGGAUAUUAAAGAAGAUUGGCAAUCAUUUCAGCAUUGUUAACAUAAACAAAGAAGGACAUGAACUUUUUGCCGUCACCUACAACCAAAAUUCUGAACUUACCUUAGAACCGUAUAAUCCAUAUGUUCCUUCGCCACAAUCACAAAGAUUUUAUAUCGGUAAUAAAUCAGGUCAGCCGCAUCCUCCGCUUCCUAUGGCCAUUAAGUCUUGUUUAGACGCAGGACACCAUAUUGUUGCCAGGGAUGGAGCAAGUGAAGAUUCACAGCUCUUAACCAAAGAAUUCGAAGAAAUGCAACCGGUUUGGAAUAUUCAUACUAUAGAGAACUUUAUCAACAAGAUUUAUUAG